Drosophila rhopaloa is the source of this 2578-nucleotide messenger RNA. RefSeq names its product elongation factor 1-alpha 2 (gene eEF1alpha2). Gene Ontology annotation, molecular function: translation elongation factor activity; GTPase activity; GTP binding. The record is from RefSeq and is a predicted model, not a curated record. Gene Ontology annotation, biological process: translation; translational elongation. The coding region runs from base 136 to 1524 and encodes 462 amino acids. NCBI's taxonomy places the organism in Eukaryota, Metazoa, Arthropoda, Insecta, Diptera, Drosophilidae. The transcript has 5 exons.
GGUCGUUUGACCGGCAGCAGAGAUACAGCGUCGAGUGGAUUUUUGUAUUCAGUUUUUGAAAGCUCAGCAUCGCCAGUGACCAGCUCUAAAAAUCGAGUUAAAACAGCUUUAUAGGAAAAGGCUUAAUCUGUGAAGAUGGGCAAAGAGAAGAUCCAUAUUAACAUUGUGGUGAUUGGCCAUGUGGACUCCGGCAAGUCGACUACCACCGGCCAUCUGAUUUACAAAUGCGGCGGAAUCGACAAGCGUACUAUCGAGAAGUUCGAGAAGGAGGCCCAAGAGAUGGGCAAGGGCUCCUUUAAGUACGCAUGGGUGCUGGACAAGCUGAAGGCGGAGCGGGAGCGUGGCAUUACCAUCGACAUUGCUCUGUGGAAGUUCGAGACGGCCAAGUACUACGUGACCAUCAUCGAUGCCCCCGGACAUCGCGAUUUCAUUAAGAACAUGAUCACCGGUACCUCGCAGGCCGAUUGUGCGGUUCUGAUUGUGGCCGCCGGAACCGGAGAGUUCGAGGCCGGGAUCUCCAAGAACGGCCAGACUCGUGAGCACGCCCUUUUGGCAUUCACGCUGGGCGUGAAGCAGUUGAUCGUGGGCGUCAACAAGAUGGAUUCUACUGAACCGCCAUAUAGCGAGGCUCGUUAUGAGGAGAUAAAGAAGGAGGUGUCCUCGUACAUCAAAAAGAUAGGCUAUAAUCCGGCCUCUGUGGCCUUUGUGCCCAUCUCUGGAUGGCACGGCGAUAAUAUGCUGGAGCCCUCCGAGAAGAUGCCGUGGUUCAAGGGAUGGUCCGUGGAACGCAAGGAGGGCAAGGCGGAGGGAAAGUGUUUGAUCGACGCGCUGGACGCGAUCCUGCCGCCCCAGCGUCCCACCGACAAGCCGCUCCGGCUGCCACUUCAGGACGUCUACAAGAUCGGAGGCAUCGGCACCGUACCAGUGGGUCGCGUGGAGACUGGUCUCCUUAAGCCAGGCAUGGUUGUCAACUUCGCUCCAGUCAACCUGGUCACCGAGGUUAAGUCGGUGGAGAUGCACCACGAAGCGCUUACCGAGGCGAUGCCCGGCGACAACGUCGGCUUCAACGUGAAGAACGUGUCCGUAAAGGAGUUGCGUCGUGGGUAUGUGGCUGGCGAUUCCAAGAACAAUCCUCCCAGGGGAGCUGCAGACUUCACCGCUCAGGUAAUAGUGCUGAACCAUCCAGGCCAGAUAGCCAAUGGCUACACUCCCGUAUUGGAUUGCCACACGGCCCACAUUGCCUGCAAGUUUGCCGAGAUUAAGGAGAAGUGUGACCGCCGCACGGGCAAGACCACCGAGACGGAGCCGAAGGCCAUCAAGUCUGGAGAUGCGGCCAUUAUAGUGCUGGUGCCCAGCAAGCCGCUGUGCGUCGAGAGCUUCCAGGAGUUCCCACCGCUGGGACGGUUCGCAGUGCGCGACAUGCGCCAAACUGUCGCCGUCGGCGUCAUUAAGUCGGUCAACUUUAAAGAGACGACCUCGGGCAAGGUGACAAAAGCCGCUGAGAAGGCACAGAAGAAGAAAUAACUAGGGUGCCAGCAGAACUACGACAUUACUCGAACCCAACAACAACAACAUCAAGAACAACAAAAGCAGACGGCUAGAGCAACAGCAACAAUAACACAUAACAACACACAUGUCAAAAUUAUAAUAUCCACUCGACGAUCAAAAGCAAACCAUAGCUCCGUGGCAACCAAGACACCAAUUACUACUAUUAGCAGCUGCCGCCAGAGGCAGAUAUUAUAUGAAAUCGAGCAGAUACUACCCUAUAAAUUAACCACAAGUACGAUUAGCGAGAAGAGCUGCAGCAAAGGUGCGAAGAAGGAUUCUUUCCAGCUCCUCGGGUCGGUUUUGGUCCUCUUUACCCUACUGGUCUACUGCAGCUAUCUGAACUUGUAUCGUCAUCGCAAGUCCUUCCGCAGGAAACCCAGCACCACCUACGACUGGGAGUGGGCAGGGUCCUUCGGAGGCCUGCUGUAGCCUGCCUCUUCGAUAUAUACUCAUCUACAAACUAACCUUACAUUUGAUUAGCAGUCACACAUCCGGUCGUGCAUCAUCCACCUGUUUCGAAUGGAUUUUAAACACUUUUUAUACUUUUGAUAAGUCAAGUCGGAGGCAUUCGAUUUAAAAUCUAUUAUAAAAUGUAAUUUCCGGAUUUAGUUUUAAACCACGCCUACACUCCAAAACAAAAACCCUUAAAACAAAAAAAAAACCCAAAAAGAAGACUACAUUCGUAAUGAAUUUAAAAUUUCUCUUGAAACCAAAAGACAAAUGCUUAAGAAGUAUUACAAAAAAAGGAAUCAACAUAACACACAUAAUCAUGCGGUUUUUUGAAAACAUUAUAAAUGUUUGAUCGAGCCUCAUUUGAAUUUGCAUACUACAUUAUAUACGUUAACCACAUGUCAUUGCAUUACCCAUAACCAGCAUAUAAUACACGUUACUCUCUCACACUCUGAAUUUAUACAAAUCGAAAACAAUUGUAACCGACACCAGAACUCUUGGAUUCAGAACAUGUUGCUUGAUACAAGAUCUUUUAAAUGAUGAGAAAAAUAAAGGAAGCUUAACCGUAAAUACCACAAAA